Messenger RNA from Monopterus albus (swamp eel), 3045 nucleotides. It is a transcript of the gene hook1, whose product is annotated as hook microtubule-tethering protein 1. Bases 290 to 2440 code for a protein of 716 amino acids. The transcript has 22 exons. Gene Ontology annotation, biological process: cytoskeleton-dependent intracellular transport; cytoplasmic microtubule organization. Gene Ontology annotation, cellular component: centrosome; cytoplasm. Lineage: Eukaryota; Metazoa; Chordata; Actinopteri; Synbranchiformes; Synbranchidae. The record is from RefSeq and is a predicted model, not a curated record. Gene Ontology annotation, molecular function: microtubule binding; dynein light intermediate chain binding.
CCAUCAAUUAUCUAUGAUCUCGCUACGGAUUGGGUCUAGCUCUAACUUCCUGACGUCACCUUAUCCCGAGCCUAAGGCAAAUAAACAUCGAAGAAGUAAGAAGCUGUACUAUUCACGUACAUGUUACGUCGUACCUAUGGCGGAAUGGCCGUCAUUCGUCUCCAACCGGAGAAUUUACCGUUGAGAGCUACCUCUUGGCAGCAGGUGAGGUUAAAUGAAGAGUAAAGAAGCGGAAGGGCUUUGCUGACAGGUGGUGAAGAUAUUUUAUUUUCUGGCUAAAACAGAAGAAAUGGACGACAACAAAACGGUGCUGGUUGAGAGCCUUAUUAUAUGGCUGCAGACCUUUAACACCGCUGCCCCCUGCAGAACAGUGGAGGAGCUGACCACGGGAGUGGCAAUAUCACAGGCACUGCAUCAGAUAGACCCAGCAUGGUUCAGUGAUGGAUGGCUUGGUCGUAUCAAAACAGAUGUUGAGGGCAACUGGAGAUUGAAGAUGAACAACCUGAAGAAGGUCCUUCAGAUGGUGGUUGAUUAUUAUAAUGAGGUCUUAGGCCAGGAGAUCUCAGACUUCCCCUUGCCAGAUCUGGCCGUGGUGGCGGAGCAUUCGCACCCUGUAGAGCUUGGGAGGCUGCUGCAGCUCGUACUGGGGUGUGCUGUCAGAUGUGAGCGUAAACAAGAAUACAUUCAGAUCAUCAUGACCCUGGAGGAGUCUGUGCAGCAUGUUGUCAUGACAGCUAUUCAAGAGCUGAUGAGAAAAGAGACCAUGGCUCCAUGUGGUACAGAGUUGUCAGGAGACCUGGAACAGCAGCUAAAAAAAGCCCUGGAAGACCUCGCUGAACUUGUAGCAGAGAAGGAAGCAUUAGCCCAACGCUGUCAAGAGCUGGACAUGCAGGUGGCUGUUCUUCAAGAGGAGCGGAACAGCCUAUUAGCUGAGAAUGACGUCCUGACAGACCGAGCCAAUCAGCUCGACACAUUUGACAACCCCAGCACACCCUCAGGAAGAAAACACAGCCAGUUACAGCUACAGCUGGAGACGCUACAAGAGGAGAACUUCAGGCUGGAGGCUGCUAAGGAUGACUACCGCAUCCACUGUGAGGAGUUGGAGAAGCAGCUGAUUGAGGUUCAGCACCGUAAUGAUGAGCUCACCAGCCUGGCAGAAGAAUCACGAGCUCUCAGAGAUGAAAUGGAUGUCCUGAGGAACUGCUCAGAUCGGGUGGUGAUGCUGGAGGCCUCAGUGGAAACGUACAAGCGUAAACUGGAGAACCUGGGUCAUCUGAAGAGGCAGAUGAAGCUGCUGGAGGAGAAUAACAUGACAUACAUGCACAACACCGUCAGCUUGGAGGAAGAGCUGCGCAAGGCCAAUGCUGCUCGUGCGCAGCUCGAGACUUAUAAGAGACAGGUCCGAGAGCUACACAGGAAGUUGUCUGAGGAGACGAGGCGAGCAGACAACCUGGCCUUUGAGAUGAAGAAGUUGGAGGAGAAGCAUGAAACUGUGAUGAAAGAGAAAGAGAGGAUCAUCAUUGAGAGAGAUUCUCUGAAGGAGAUCAAUGAGGAGUUGCGAUGCACUCAGGUUCAACAACACCAGCUCUUCCAAGCAGGGAUGCUUCCUUCUGGCAGCCCCAGCCAUGAUAACCUGGCCGCUGAAUUAAUUCCAAUUGAGCACAGAGAAAAGUUCAUCAGGCUCCAGCAUGAGAACAAGAUGCUGAGAGUGCAGCAGGAGGAGUAUGAGAGGGAGAAGAUCACUGCUCUGCAGGCCCAGCUGGAGGACGCACAUAAGACAUGCAGUGAACUGGACACUGAGAACAGAUUGAGUCGAGAGCGGGUCAGUGAGUUGCAGCUGCAGGUCGAGGACCUCCAGAAAGCUCUGCAGAAUCAAGCAGCCAAACCUGAUGAUUCAACCCUGAAGCGCAAACUUGAUGCACACAUGGUGCAGCUGAAUGAGGCUCAGGAUGAAAUCAUGAAGAAGAAAGAGCUGCUGGAGGACCUUCAGCCUGACAACACUCAAACCUCCUUGAAGGUAGAUGAGCUGAUGGCCACUCUGAAGAAGAAAGAUGACGACAUGCGAGCCAUGGAAGAGAGAUACAAAAUGUACCUGGAGAAAGCUCGCAAUGUGAUCCGAGCAUUGGACCCCAAACUGAAUCCAGCCACUGCUGAGAUCCAGGCUCUGAAGAACCAGCUGGCAGACCGGGACAAGCAGAUUCUCAACCUGGAACGUCAGUGUGAGCAGGCCAAGUUGAGAGAGUAUGAGGAGCAGCUGAUUGUCACAGCUUGGUAUAACACGGGUCUGAACUUCCAGAAGCUGGCCUUUGAAUCCCGCCUUGGUGGCCUCAGCUCUCCUCUGCUGGCUCCUGGCCAGUCUUUCUUGUCCCAGCAGCGGCAGGUUUCAAAUGCCCCCCGCCGGGCGCUCUCCAUCAGCAUGCCUGCUACUGCCUCUAAGUAGAUCCUGUCACAGAGCCAAGUUCAGUUAUGGAUAAAAAUACCCUCCCACAGGUGACCACUCAAGUGACCUUAAACACAUCUGCUCUCAGCACUCGGGAGGACUGGGGGUCACAGAUGAGCCGAUUGGGAUCAGUGAGCACUUUAUCAAACACAGACCAAGAAGCCACCCAACUGAAGCACACAUGGUCUCAACGAUAUACUUUGAACAUGUUUCCAUUCUGCCCUGUGUGUUUGCUAUGACUGCAGGCUCAGCUGAGUUCUUGCUGUAAUCAGUUUAGUCUUUGCUCUCUUAUACCUCUAAUGGUGUGGUCAGGAGUGACAGAGCUGUAAAUGAAUGCUUAACAGUUUUAAGAAUCAGAGCCCUUAAGGGUUACUUGAAUGCUAACACUAACUAAAUGAAACUUCAGAUUGCUGAAGUAUGUACAACUGUGUCAUCUUACUACUGUCCUACUGAUGAAACAUGCUUUAGAUGUAUUUGAGAAAAUGAUUACUGUAUUUGGUGCUGGCUACCAACGAUGUUUAACUAUACUUUGUUUGUUUGUUUGUUUUUACUGAAAUGGAGCAAGCCCCAUCAUAUAAAGCAGUGUGUGUGUGUGUGUGUUUGUG